This is a messenger RNA of Drosophila virilis, 687 nucleotides long. RefSeq lists its product as uncharacterized. NCBI's taxonomy places the organism in Eukaryota, Metazoa, Arthropoda, Insecta, Diptera, Drosophilidae. The record is from RefSeq and is a predicted model, not a curated record.
GACAUUUAGUUUCAACAAGCUUUGUUGAAUGCACUUAAACAUUUAUUUUGUGCUUUUAUCCAUUUAUUUUAAUUUGUUUUCUGUGUAACUUGAUCGAUUUGUCGAUAUCCAAAAUGAGCUUGGAUAAAAUACCCGAGGUCGACAUGCUGACCGUUGUCCGAAGUGCCAGGAUACAUCGUCGGACAGUUUUGGGUUUUGUUCCCCCAAUUGGACUGCGGAUUGUGGAUUAUGGUGAUGUGGACAGAAUCGAUCGAUUCUACUUGGAGUGCCAGGACUAUCGCGAUUACUAUCGCGACCCCUACGAUAAAAUUCAUAAGCCGCUCAGGUUUAGGCAGCACCUGGGCAAAUGUGGCAUUAAGUUGGAUAACAGUGUGCAGGAAUUGCGACAGCCGAUAAGUUGGGUGCCAAAACGCCUACCCCCCCUCACGCCUAUCAAUUAUAAAUCCAACAUGAAUUUGGGCUUUAACAUGGAGGAAGUAUUGAGGGCCCAACAUGCCAAAAAAUCCUGCAUCGCAUACAAACGAUAAACGAUCUUAGGACUUUUUUUAUUUCUCGAUUUCUGGCGCCUCAUCGAUGGGUUCAUAAAGGGCCUAAAAAUUGUGCACACGACUUUUAAGCGUUAUAUGAACAUCAGCGUUAAGUGCGCAAUCAUCAAAUUCUAUUGUGAUUCUAUUUUUAUACACAUUU